This is a messenger RNA of Malus domestica (apple), 2961 nucleotides long. The record is from RefSeq and is a predicted model, not a curated record. Lineage: Eukaryota; Viridiplantae; Streptophyta; Magnoliopsida; Rosales; Rosaceae.
AUGAACAAAGAAUGGGUGCAUCUGAAUAGGACGACCAAUGAAUACUUGAUUGGCAGGCGUGCAUUCAUCAGUAACGCUUUAGACGUUGCUGCCCUUCAAGGAAAAAUUAAGUGCCCCUGUCGGCGUUGUUGCAAUAUGUUUUAUCGUGAUCCAUUUGAAGUCGAUGAACACCUCUAUGUCGAAGGUAUGGAUCCCCAUUACAUAGAUAUACCUUGGGUUGAACAUGGCGAACAGGUGCAUACUUCUGAUAACAUAUCAAGUCCAACUACUGAAGCUCUUAAUGAAAGAAGCCCCGAAAAUUUCAUGGCAGCGAUGCUUCAUGAUGUUUUCAGUAACCAUGUGCAUAUGGAUGAGUCAGACCAUGUUGCUGAAUCUUCUUCUGCGUGUGAUGAAACAACUGAUAAUGGCCAAUUCGACAACAUUCUACGAGAAGCAGAUGGAGAAUUAUAUCCAGGUAGUAGGAAGAAAAAGUUGGAUUUUGUGGUGAAAUUAUAUCAAUCAAAAUUGUUAUAUGGAAUGAGUGAUGCUGCAUUUGGUUCAGUGUUGGCACUAAUAAGAGAGCAUUUUCCUAUGUGCGAGACUCUUCCUCCAAAUUUGUACUAUACAAAGAAGAUUAUCCGGGCUUUAGGGUUGGAUUACCAAAACAUAGAUGCGUGUCGAAAUAAUUGCAUGCUAUUCUGGAAAGAGCAUGUAAAUGCCAUCGUUUGUGCAAAGUGUGGUGCUAGUAGAUAUAAGCAGAGGAAGGGAAAUUCAGGAACGAUCCAAUGUACGAAGGUACCAAAAAAGGUUUUACGCUACUUUCCCAUAGGUCCUAGACUACAAAGGUUGUACAUGUCUCGUUACACAGCUGAGUCAAUGAUAUGGCAUUCAGAGAUUAGAACUGACGAUGGUGUUUUGAGGCACCCUGCUGAUUCUCCGGCUUGGAAGCAUUUGGAUAAUACAUAUCCAGAUUUUGCAAGUGAGUGUCGCAAUGUCCGUCUUGGGCUUGCAAGCGACGGAUUCAAUCCGUUUGGCAAAAAAAGUCCCGGUGAUGUAAUUGAUGUUUUCCUGCAGCCGCUAAUUGAUGACUUACGACAUUUGUGGAUGACAGGUUUGCGAACAUUUGAUAGUCACCAUCAAGAAACCUUCACCAUGCGUGCUGCAUUGUUGUGGACUAUCAAUGACUUUCCUGCUUAUGCCAUGCUCUCAGGGUGGAGCACUAGUGGUGAGAAAGCUUGUCCGACUUGCAGUGAUGACACCGAUUCUUUAUGGCUUAAGCAUGGGAAAAAGUUUGCAUUCAUGGGACAUAGACGAUGGCUCCCGAUGUCACACAGAGAGAGAAAUGUAGCUGAAAAUGUUAUUGGCACUCUUUUGGAAAUUGAAGGGAAAACUAAAGAUGGUAUUAGGGCAAGGGCUGAUCUCGUAGAGUUAGGCAUUAGGCAUGAUCUCCACCCACGGGCAGAUGGUGCCCGUACAAAGCUUCCAGCGGCGGAAUACAAUAUGAAACCUGGGGAGAAAAGAAUGUUGUGCCAGGUUUUGGAAUCAAUUCGGGUGCCAGACAACUACUCUUCUAAUAUCAGCAACUGUGUUAAUAUUCAAGAAAAGAAGUUAAUUGGAUUGAAAAGCCACGAUUAUCAUAUGCUGAUGCAGGUCUUCCUCCCUAUUGCAAUACGAAAAGUGUUACCGAAAUCGGUUAUUAUAGUGUUGUUAGAGUUGAGCAGAUUUUUUCGCCAACUUUGUUCAAAAACUGGAACUGAAGAAUUGUUCAAUGGCUUGUCAAAAAGCAUUGCCUUAACUCUAUGCCAUCUGGAGAAGUUAUUUCCGCCAUCAUUCUUUACCGUUAUGGUACACUUGAUAAUUCACCUUGCGGAUGAAGCUGCUGUUGCUGGCCCGGUCCCAUACCGAUGGAUGUACCCCAUUGAAAGGUACCUACAUCUUCUAAAAUCGUAUGUGCGCAACAAGAGUCAACCAGAAGGAUGUAUUGCAGUGGCUGUUAAUCUAGAUGAGUGUGUAUCAUUUUGCUCCAUGUACAUGGAGGACUCUGUUGUUACCCGUCGCAAUAGGCCUGGACGUAACUAUGAUGUGAUGCAAGGUGAUGCACGGCAAGGACUUCCUUUAUUUGGUAGCCAAGGCAAACCAGCAAGUGCUGUUGAAACUGUUUUACUAGAACGUCCGAGGUUUGAAAUGGCUCAUCGCUAUGUCCUUGUAAAUUGUCCGCAAAUGGCAGAAUACUUAAGGAGACAUAUGUCACAUGUAAUUUCCACUCGUGGCAGAAGAACUACCAUAUAUGAUGCAGAAAGAGAAGCUUUAGAUAGUUUCCCUCAAUGGUGUCGGGAUAAUGUACAUAAUAUAGGGGCGAAUGAUGAGGUAGCUAUUAAAGACGAUAUACGUGCAUUGGCUGCUGGACCGAUGCAGUGGGUAAACCGUUAUACCACGUACAUCAUGAAUGGAAAUCGAUUUAAGGUUGCUUCUGCUGAUCGACAUGCACGAACCCAAAAUAGUGGUGUUUUUUUAGCAUCAGAAGUUAGUAGUUUUGCUACUACCGUCGAUAGGAAUCCAAGGUAUGGAGAUGUAGAUUAUUAUGGUGUUGUGACAGAUAUCAUUGAGUUAGAUUAUCACAAUGGUCGGAAGGUUAUGCUAUUUGAAUGUGAUUGGUUUGAUGUCAAGAGCAAAGGGUUUCGUACUAAGAAGGAUGAGUAUGGGUUCACUUUAGUUAAUUGUGAACAUCGUUUACCUCCGGAUGACUCAUUCAUACUGGGGUCACAAGCAACGCAAGUAUUUUAUGUUCAAGAUCCUAUUGACACUGAUUGGUAUGUUGCUACCAAGACAAAGCCACGAGAUGUUUACAACAUGCUCGAUACAGAUAUAGAAGACCUCAACACAGCACAAGAUAUAGGAAACACGUCAGGGGAUGAUGAUAUGGUUCAAACAAGACCGGAUGUUGUAGAAAUUGUUGUUGCGGAACGAUUAUCAGACUUGUAA